Ziziphus jujuba (common jujube) is the source of this 1482-nucleotide messenger RNA. Its product is annotated as stearoyl-[acyl-carrier-protein] 9-desaturase, chloroplastic. NCBI's taxonomy places the organism in Eukaryota, Viridiplantae, Streptophyta, Magnoliopsida, Rosales, Rhamnaceae. Gene Ontology annotation, molecular function: stearoyl-[ACP] desaturase activity; stearoyl-CoA 9-desaturase activity. The record is from RefSeq and is a predicted model, not a curated record. The coding region runs from base 29 to 1294 and encodes 421 amino acids. The transcript has 3 exons. Gene Ontology annotation, biological process: defense response; fatty acid metabolic process. Gene Ontology annotation, cellular component: chloroplast stroma.
GCAGGGUAUUUACAAGUUGUUUUUAAAAAUGCAAGAAAUGGGAGUAAAAGUGAUGAAUCCGGUGAUCUUUCAUGAGUGUCCAAAAUGGGCAGCUCUUUCUCUUCCACCAAAAAUCACCAAGAAAUCACAAUACCCAUCUCCCAAGUUCUUCAUGUCCUCCACCCAUCUCCACUUUCACACCAAGUUGUUCUACUGCCUUUUGUUUUACAAGUCUACGGAGGCAGGAAAUGUGAAUAAAAAGACUUUGGGCAGUGGUCCGGCAGCGCCACGUUCACGUCCACGUUAUUAUAAGGAAGAAAGUGAUAAUGUUGAUGAAAUAUUCAAAUCCAUGGAGGAUUGGGCCACCCACAACAUUUUGCCUCUCUUGAAACCGGCCAAGGAUUGUUGGCAGCCUCAGGAUUUUCUGCCAGACCCUUCAUCCCCAGGAGAUGGGUUUUAUGACCAAAUCAAACAACUCCAAGCAAGAACCAAGGAUAUCCCCGACGACUACUUUGUGGUUCUGGUGGGGAAUAUGAUCACUGAAGAAGCCCUCCCUAGUUACCAUUCUCGUCUAAACUCAACCCGCAUCUUCCACGACAACACGGGGAUUGAUACCUCUCCUUGGGCAGUAUGGGCUAGAGGCUGGAGUGCCGAGGAGAACAGGCACGGUGAUCUUCUCAACAAGUACCUCUACCUCUCUGCUCGAGUCGACAUGAAACAAGUCGAGACCACCAUUCAAUAUCUUAUUGCCACAGGCCUGGAUGUAGGCAUCUCAAGUAAUCCAUACGUGUGGACCAUCUACACCUCCUUCCAGGAAAGGGCAACGGCUAUUUGUCAUGGCAACACGGCCAAGAUGGCAAUGCUUCAUGGAGAAGCCAAGCUCGCCCAAAUAUGUGGCAUUAUAAGCUCCGAUGAGAAGCGUCAUGCAGGUGCUUAUACCAAAAUGGCUGGGAAGCUGUUCGAGCUUGAUCCCAACGAAAUGCUCCUUGCCUUUGCAUACAUGAUGAGAAGGAAAAUCUCUAUGCCUGCUCAUUUAAUGUAUGACGGCCAUGAUCAUCAUCUUUUCCACCACUUUUCCAGUGUUGCAUCGCGUAUCGGGGUGUAUACUGCGUCGGAAUACAGAGGAAUAUUGGAACAUUUUUUGGGCAGAUGGAAUGUGGAGAAGCUCGCUGGGCUUUCAAGUGAAGGGAGAGAAGCACAGGAGUACGUGUGUGGGUUACCUCGCAUUAUUAGAAAGCUGGAAGAGAGAGCUAAAAGCAAAGCUGAAGAAGCUCCCCCUGUCCCUUUCAGCUGGAUUUUCCAUAGAAAAGUGUAGCUGAUUAGGAGUUGCAUAUAUAUAUAUAUAUAUAUAGACAUACAAUAGCACAUAUAUGAAAGCAUAAAUAAUCGAAGAGAUGAAUAUCACUAACUACUUCCUCUUCUUGUAUGGUAAUUGGUUUCACCAAAUAAUGUAUAAGACUUAAAAGACUUUAUUUUCAAUCCUAAUUCGUCAUGGUUUCGUAA